ACAACAUACCCUCCAAUCCCUCAUCGGCCCUUAGACCUUGUCCAAUUGCCCCAUCUUCCUCUCUAUCUUCCGCUAAUACUUAUACAAUAAUUAUGGACGCCGCUAACGUUAGAGUCAACGCCCAGUUGUUGCCAAACUUCAAAGGCAAGAUCGUCAGAGUCAUCGGCAAAAUCGAAUCAAUCGACCAGGCCUCCGGUCACGCUUUGCUCUCCACCUCUGAAACCAGCUCUCCCGCCUCCCAGAUCCACGUUCAAUUACCUCCGACCACCGAACAGGAGUUGACCGCCGGCAAAAAGUACGAGAUUGUGGGAAAGACCAACGACCACGAUUCUAGUGUUAGAUUGUUGAGUAUUGCCGAGUUAGGCGAUGCCUUUGACUUGGAGGUUGCGGAUAAGUUUGUCACCUACACUCACAAGCUUCCGGAUAUGUUUUAAAAGAUGACAAUAAAGAUGACAAUAAAGAUGACAAUGUAUCUUGCCUACUGUAUUAUAUUCUCCAAUGAGUUUGGCCAACUUGGGUUCUAGCGUCUUAAUGUUUUAGCUCUGCCAGUUUCUAUAUUAAUUCUCUCCAAGGUGAAGCUCCAUUAAAAGUAUUGGCUUGUGCUUUAUCUGGCAAAGUUGUAACUUGAGUUCUUUUCUUGCCGAGUUAUAACCUUUCUAGCAUUAUUUCUUCACUUUCAAGCGUUCCUAUAAUGUAAAUUCUUCUUGCCCACGUAUUUUGUCAAGUUCGUGCUUUGUACGUUAUACCCAGUGGUGUAUAU
Babjeviella inositovora NRRL Y-12698 is the source of this 760-nucleotide messenger RNA. RefSeq lists its product as uncharacterized. Gene Ontology annotation, biological process: mismatch repair; base-excision repair; nucleotide-excision repair. The transcript has a single exon. NCBI's taxonomy places the organism in Eukaryota, Fungi, Ascomycota, Pichiomycetes, Serinales. Gene Ontology annotation, cellular component: site of double-strand break; DNA replication factor A complex; nucleus. The record is from RefSeq and is a predicted model, not a curated record. Bases 93 to 434 code for a protein of 113 amino acids. Gene Ontology annotation, molecular function: damaged DNA binding; single-stranded DNA binding.